This is a messenger RNA of Xenopus tropicalis (tropical clawed frog), 1066 nucleotides long. It is a transcript of the gene dusp28, whose product is annotated as dual specificity phosphatase 28. NCBI's taxonomy places the organism in Eukaryota, Metazoa, Chordata, Amphibia, Anura, Pipidae. The transcript has 3 exons. The record is from RefSeq and is a predicted model, not a curated record. The coding region runs from base 291 to 734 and encodes 147 amino acids. Gene Ontology annotation, molecular function: protein tyrosine/serine/threonine phosphatase activity; protein tyrosine phosphatase activity; MAP kinase tyrosine/serine/threonine phosphatase activity.
CUUGUGGUUUGUUUCGUGUUUCUGAAUAUUUACUGUUUGCGCGUUACCUUUAGCCAAUAGCCGCUACCUUGUCCCGCCUGUGUGUGGAACUGCGGGCAAUGCCCGGAGUCAAAAUGGCCGAGGGUUGUUCAAACAAUUUUUAGACCAUUGGUUUACUUGAAUGCGGUUUUUAGAAAUGAAUGUUUGUUGCGCUUCAUGGUAUUACGCCCCUUCAUGGAAGCACGCCUUGUAAUUUAGCCAGGAGCCAAGGAUAUGUUAGGAUAGGAGCCUAACUAUACAUCUCUCCAAACAUGAACAGUGACAGACUCUUUAAAGUGACAAACUCUUUAUUUAUUAGCAAUGUUAAGGCUGCCUGCAAGAAGAACCUGCUUAUGGAUGAAGGAGUGACCUGUUGUAUUAAUGUCUCCAUGCAACAGCCGUUCCCAGACAUAAACCUCUGUACCCUUCGGAUACCUGUGUUUGAUAACCCUCUACAAAACCUGUCUGAUCACUUUGACCAAAGUGGCGACUUGAUUGAACACACAAUAAGCAGAGGCGGAAAGUGCCUUGUCUAUUGCAGGCAUGGACGCAGUCGUUCGGCCACUAUCUGCAUUGCAUAUUUGAUGAAGUAUAAAAAUAUGUCCCUUCAAGAGGCUUUUCAGGUGGUGAAAGCAGGAAGACCAGGAAUAGAACCCAAUGAAGGGUUCUGGUCUCAGCUGAAACAAUAUGAAGAAUCGCUGCAAAGGAGCCAGUGAGCUAAAACGAUGGAGCCCUGCUGUUCCUGCAUACAGUCUUCAUUGUAUGACUGGCAAGAUGACAUGGACAAUAUUAUUACCUGUAUGGCAUGAGAAUUUUAGGCAGGAACAGUGCACUUGAUGUAGGCCAUAGUUUUCCAGCCUUUAGCCCUCUAGGAAUUAAUCAGGAGCAAUUCCAUGACUAAUAAAAAUAAAUGUUAAUAAAAGCAACAGCUGGACCGCACACUUCCCAAGUCCAGUAAAUAUAUAUGCCACUUAAUAUUAGACAAAGAUGUCUUUGGUAACUGUAAGAGAUGAAAUUGUAUUAAAUAAACUUUCUCUUCUAGUUCAGA